UGAUCGAUUAUCAAGUUCACAAUGUCAGGAAAACAAUUUCUUUACUUGUUUCUUACGGUGUGUAUUUUGAUUUUAGCAAGCCUUUACUUUUAUCAAGCAAAAAUUCCAAAACAAGGCACUCUGAUUUUGGGACAGACAAGUGGUAGAAGUCUACAUGAGGUGUAUGUGAGAGGUCUAGGAGAUGGGAUACAUGAACCUCCUUCCUCUAACUCUCCAAUGGGGAGGUAUGAAAACGCAGCAAUAGCCACAGAUCAUGCAAAAUGCUCCAAGAUAGGGAAAGAUAUGAUGUACAAUGGGGGCUCGGCAGUAGAUGCAGCUAUAGCUGCUAUGUUGUGCAUUGGGGUGCUACAUUCACAGAGUGCUGGUAUUGGAGGUGGCUCUCUUGCAACAAUCUAUGAUACUAAAAAGCGUGAUGUUUUGACAUUGGACUGUCGAGAAGAGGCUCCAUCUAUUUCAAAUACGCACAUGUUUGUUCAAAACAUGGAUGCUUCAUUAACAGGUGGGUUAGCUAUUGGAGUCCCUUCCCAAGUAGCAAUUUGUUACAAAAAGAUGCAUGAGCUAUAUGGUACCUUACCAUGGAAGGCACUAUUCCAGCCUACUAUAGAAAUAUGCAGAGAGGGCUUUAAGAUUGGUCAAGCAAUGGGAGCUGGAUUAGAACGUCAAACAAGAGAGUCUUUGAACCCUGGGAUGAAGAUAUUUAUCAACCCUGACACAGAUGAACCCUACCAGGAGGGUGAUUAUAUGAGAAUGCCUGAUCUUGCAGACACAUUGGAGCUGAUCGCUGAGAAAGGAGCCCAGGAGUUCUACCAUGGGGACCUGGCAAGGAGUGUUGUCAAUGAGAUACAAGAAGCAGGGGGAAGAAUCAUCUUAAAAGAUCUAAGGAGUUAUAAUGUGCUGGUUAAAAGAGCACUGAACCUCACUCUAGCUAAUGGUAACUACACCGUAUUGUGUCCUCCACCUCCCUCUGGUGGGGCAACCCUAUUGUAUGUGCUGAACAUUUUAGAUGGUUAUAACUUCAGUGCUGACAGUUUGGCAACAACCCAGAAGUCAGUACUUACUUACCAUAGAAUAAUAGAGGCAUUCAAAUUUGCUUUUGCCAAACGAUCUCUUUUGGGAGAUGAGCGUUUCACUAACACAGAUGAGAUUGUAAAACUAAUGAUGUCCAAAGACUAUGCAGCCCAUAUACGUGACAUUAUCACAGAUGAAGAAACACAUGAUUAUAACUACUAUGGUGCGGAGUAUGAUAAUGUUGAGAAUCAUGGGACAUCACACCUUUCAAUACUGGGGCCUGAUGGGAUUGCAGUUUCCCUUACGAGUACCAUAAAUACAUUUUAUGGCUCAAAAGUGCUGGGAACAAAGACGGGGAUCUUGUACAACAACAACAUGGAUGACUUUGCCACACC
This is a messenger RNA of Owenia fusiformis, 1403 nucleotides long. The record is from the annotation of a GenBank genome assembly. Lineage: Eukaryota; Metazoa; Annelida; Polychaeta; Sabellida; Oweniidae.